Molecule: messenger RNA, 3435 nt
Organism: Aricia agestis (brown argus)
Lineage: Eukaryota; Metazoa; Arthropoda; Insecta; Lepidoptera; Lycaenidae
Exons: 1
Coding region: 219-1637 (472 amino acids)
Source: RefSeq, a predicted model, not a curated record
UCGCGUAUAGCGCGGCGGCACACCCGUCGGCAUCGCGGCCGCGACCGGCCCGCGCUCGCUCGCUCAGUAUUCGCCGAUCGGCCGCGGCGUACGCACGCCACUCACUCGCGCGCUCCCGAUGUUCGUUUACGAUUACAACAUCGCGCCGCAACUCGUAACUUCGCCGUGACGAUGUGGACCAACGUCUCGAAUAUGGGUUAAACGACCGCACCGCCAACAUGAGCCCGGGCGAACGCGCCGCCCUCGGGCGUCGCGAGCCCCCUCGCCCCCAGUACGCUGCCACCGCGCCGGGAUUCCCGCCACCGUACUACCCGCCCUACGGCGUUCCACAUCCGAACGCAUGGCUCGGGGCACCCCUCAUAUCCAUGGCGGGGCGCUCACCGCAACCGCGAAGCACUCCCGUGUCCAAGCUCGCGCUGCACGCUCAGGGGGCACCCCUGAUCAUCCAAAAUAGACAUGACCGGCGAAAAUACACAACCGUUCCCGAGCAACGCUAUCAUCGACCGAUCGAGGACUCCGAGAAGCAUUGUGUGGAUAGAUAUGAUGCAUCGGAAAACAUGAGAAUGAGAAACCAGGCGCUCCAGCCGCACCAGUCCCGUCAAAUAAGAAGCGGACGCAACAACAACAAUACAGAUGCAGUCAGCGUAGCUAGCGAUGAAAGCUCCGGCUCGACCAAUUCCGAAACCAUGCUCCCCAGGAUAAUAAAACCCCGCAAACGACGUAAAAAGGAUAGAAAACCUAAUAACAUAAUGCCACACGAUUUGUCAUCUGGCGCGUUAGAUCUCGGUGAAGUUGAUCACUGUGCGGUUACAAAUAUGGGGCCGACGUCUCGCGGCGGUUACGAGGAAUCUUACUGUCGAGAGAUUUGUUUGCCAUAUCGCUUAGACGUGAAAGUGUUGGAUUACCCGGAUCGAUCUUCUGAGACGUACAGAGUGUCAGCAUUAGGAGAAGCUUUAGAGGCUACAAGAUAUGGAAUCGCAGAAGCCGCAUCGCCAGCAGAGUCAGCAGUCAGCUCGUGCCAGUGCCGCUACUGCGAUCCCGUGGGACAAAUAUGGGACGCCGACUCCAUAGCCCAUUUACUAGAUGAGAAUUCGAGUGGCGAUUUUGCGCCAACUAAACUGGAAGAUUCGAUGAAGGUGGUGGGACCCCUAGGUCGGAGAGGCGCUGAUACUAUGUUGCGACGAAGCUGGAGUGAUCCUUCAUCGAGAGUUCCUGAAAGAAAAGUAAACAGCAGCGACACCGUUUCUGCUCCUAAUCUUUAUUCAUUGUUCCCACCUUCGAGACGAGCUAGCUCCCCGGGGCCCCGCUCUCCACUAGCUUUAGAAAUUUCAUCGGAGAUUGUGACUUCGAUCAACGGUCACCGUGACUUGGAAAUUAAGUUAUUUUCGACCUCGCCCCCGGCGACAAACUCCGAACGUGGCGCCUUUUUCGACGAUAAAAGUGAAAGUGCGGUUAACGAUAAAUGUACAAUCGCGAGCUAUGAUGUAACAGCAAACAGUGUAGUGAAUAGUGACAGAGUCGUGGCGUGCUCGAAAGAAAGCAAAAAAAGUGACGAUGUGGAUUCUGGCUGCUCGACAGCUUUGAUUGCUAGCGAAAUCUCGCGUAAUAUAUGUGAUCUAGCCUUAGUUUCUGCCUGAAAUUUUUGUGGUUGGUAAUCUUCAGUGGUUGUAGAUGUAUGCAAAACAGUCCAGGGAGCACAAGGCUCGUCAAUAAGGCUGGACCUAAUAAUCCAGCUAGGCGAGCACGGAGUGUCUCAAAGUGACGCAGAUUAAAUUGAGAUCUCCGAUUCGGUUUCCUGUAGAUUCUAAAACUAAUUUAUUUUUAACAGUAGCUUAGAAGGAGGACAUGGAACUUUGUCUGAUUUAUAAAAAAAAGUCUGAUUCGCUCUUUUAAACACAUACAUGACAUGUAGGAGAAUCUUCAACAACAGUAGUCAACGAAGCGAAUAUUUAAAUUAGAUCUACAUUUUCGCUGCGAGUAAAGUGAAAGAUGUGAACUGGCACACCGUAUCGCGGCUCGCGUCUACGUUUGAUAUCUAAUUAAAAAAACUAGUGUAGUUGUGUAAAUAGAAUAGAAUCGGCGUCGCUAGUGUGCAUUGUGCAAUUAGCGUUUCACACUACUGACACGGUUGCGCGGCCGGUAGGAGGCGGUAUUGCGGUUUCCCGUGAACCGUGGUUUCACUGCGCGCCGUUCCGGGUGUCGCCCGCGAGCACCGGUUCAUGUACCUAAUCACUGUUUGUCCCCGAUCAUCUCGGCUAUUAAUAUUCACGUUUCCAUUUAAAAUAAUAAUCGACCGUCGAAAGCACGGCAAAUUUCACAUUUUUUGCUUCACGUGUCGAAAACUCGGAACGAAAUAAACGACAAUUUCGGUCUAGCGCGCAAUGCCAGUUUCCCGUUCCCGUUACCGAAUCGAACCUUCAAAAACGUUUUGUAGUUUUAACGCGGCAUUUAUAACAUUUUGUAAAUGUGUUUCGAAAACAUCGAGCUAAUUAAAUACGCGGAUGUGUGGAGCGGCGAAUCAGAAUUUUUAAUAAUAAAUUAAUUUGUAGGUAACGUUGAGUAUUUCUCCGACGGUGGUGUGGAAGACGUCAGAUAAAGUUCCAUAUUGUAGAUAAUGUGAAUAUAACUACUAAGUUAUUCCUCGAAUCUUACUCGGGUCGGACAUCGUUGGGUUUUACAAGCAUGAUGGGCUGUUUGUGUUACUCUCCACUUUUUAUUUUAACGUCGUUUGGCUUAUAUCGGCCGGCGCGCGCGUGGGAAGACGUGAUAAAUCGGUUUUUGCUUUAUUUUUCUCUAAGAUAGGCUCGACGUGGACGAGGAGUCGUUACCGUGUCUUAUCAGUAUAAAAAUUCUUUAGUGCGUGCUCGUGAGACAGUGUCGAGCAGCCCGCGGGGUUCACCUAUGCGGUAUCUUAAUGCUCUCUCCCGGCGACCGGUCCGCCGCCGCCGGUCGCCUCCUGUCAGCCCAAAGUAAAAGCCCGAUAUCUUCACAAUUAAUUGCCCCGAUAGAUACUUUAUUAUCUCAGGCGGGCAUACUUCUUUCGAUAGUGAGCCGUAAAGUUUUGGAAUCCUUAGCCCCAUUUUUUCAAGCCGGCGGAUGGGACGUUUCGAGUUAUUUAUCUCUUUCUCCGUGCGAGACAGGAGAAUGAAUGUGUCCCAAUGUGUUGACAAAAGAGACAAAUAAUGCUUUGCCUUCUGGUCUCACGGUAACGAGUCGGACGUAAACGUCGAGCCUUCUAUGUGUCGGGAUCAAUGUUUUAUGUUGAAACUGUAAAACUCAACGAUUAAACUCGAAAUGUAAAGUUAGGUUAUGUCUUACAGAGCAAGCAUUUUAUACAUGAAAUUAUAUAGGUUUAGUAUUUGUUUGUUUACGUCGUGAGACACGUGUUACAAGCUUGCACACUAUUUUUGUACAAUAAAAAUCAUCAUGCCCUAA